This is a messenger RNA of Mycotypha africana, 2205 nucleotides long. RefSeq lists its product as uncharacterized. Gene Ontology annotation, cellular component: nucleus. The transcript has 5 exons. The coding region runs from base 239 to 1942 and encodes 567 amino acids. Lineage: Eukaryota; Fungi; Mucoromycota; Mucoromycetes; Mucorales; Mycotyphaceae. The record is from RefSeq and is a predicted model, not a curated record. Gene Ontology annotation, molecular function: transcription cis-regulatory region binding; DNA-binding transcription factor activity. Gene Ontology annotation, biological process: regulation of DNA-templated transcription.
AAAAAAAAGCCAAAGAUAGUUUCAUACUUAUUUCGCUUGUCAACUUUCAACAAUAUAAUGACUGGUGAGCAAAAACGGAAGCGCAGAAAGAUUCGUCCUAAUAACACGAUCGCUCUUGAACGAGCAAAGUUGGAAGGCAAAACAAAUACGAGAACGGAAGAGGAAGUCAGAAAGAAAGAACAAAAGAAACGGAAAGAUAAAUCGAAGAAGAAGAAGAGUAGUAAGCAACGUAAGUCUCAUGCUUCCACCGAGGACAAACAGUGAAAAUGGAAGAAUAGACGGAGCUAAGACUCAGUCCGUUUCCAAAGAGAAGACACAGAACGAAGAAAAGACUCAACAAUCCAAUCUGAUCAGAGCAGAACAUAACCUUCCUUUACCAACGUCAACCGCGACAGAUUCUAGCAUAGCUGUUCUUGAGUCGAGUGAAACCGAUCAGGAGCCAACACGCAGCAAAAAGCGCCAGCUAUCAAUGGAAGAAAAAUCUGUAUCUGAUUCUGAUUCCGACGAAACUGAUAAAGAAUCAGGUGCAAAACAGUCAGUAAUCACAAAGACAAUGAAUAAGGGUAAGAAGAAGGCCGAAAGAAAUUUAUCAGCAAGCAGCCCAUCAACGAACGUUAGUCUUACCAAAAAAAGCUCCGUUACCUCCAUAGAACGAAGUGCACCUUCUGAUACGGUUUACAGAACAUCGCGCAUCAUUGAGGAUUCUGAUGAAGAAUUGAAUGGUUCAAAAGAUGAUAGCGACACUGAAAACACGAAAAGUGAUAACACUGAUUUGCCAGAAGCCCAACCUCAAAGCAACAAAAGUCCUUUUUCUUGGAGCAAAGGACAUUGUGAAUCUAAUCGUAUCUCCUUCCGUAAAACACGCCCUUACGAUCCCUCAAAAUCGCCUGCAUCUAAUUUAUCUACUCGACUCAACAAUACAUUUAUACCCAGAAGAAUUGAUAAUCAAGGUUUCGUCACUUCAGACAGUGACAGUGAUGGAACAGAUACCAGCAAAGGCGAAUCAAACCGUCGUAUCAGCAUUAGUCCUUACAUAAGCGGUAGCGACAGCGACUCAACCGACUCAAAUAAUGACGAUGAUGAAAGUUAUCCACCAUGGCAGCGAACUUUGGGCUGGAGACGAAAAUCCGAAGACGAUAGCGUAUGGCCCAAACCGCGUAAAUUAGGUUAUUCUGACAAACUGCGUUUGGAGAAACGUAUCAAGAAGGUCUGUAAACAAGAGGGCAUCACAUUUGAAGAGGCACAAGAUAUUUUUUCGACCUCGAGUAAAGGGCAUCUUCGCCUCUUUCAAAGGAUUGGCAAGAUCUUUCCUGAUAUGCCACUGUAUCGUCUAGUCAAGUUAUUGAAAGAAAUGUAUCACGUCAAACGUAACGCCGCACCUUGGACUCCUGAAGAGAUUCAAGAGUUGGACAUGUUGAUAGGAAUUCAUGGUUUCAAUACAAGGAUCCUUUCCAAAUAUAUGGAUCGUUCACCAAAGAAUAUUAGUGAUUUCUAUUUCAGACGAAAAAUCAAUGAGUCAACGAAACCAUUGAAACGUUGGACCCAAGAAGAAGAUGAAAAAUUAGCACGGUUGAUUGCAACAAAAGCAUCUCGGCAUCCAAAGACUGGUCGUAUCGAAAUCGACUCAAUUGUACCGGAGUUCAACGGAGAACGCUCUAAAAAACAAAUCUAUUCGAGAUAUUACCGUAUCCAACAUCGUAUCCGUAAAGAUGGUUCAUUGAUAGAAAACCGAGAGGCGACACCUUAUGAAGAACUAGCUUAUUUGAAAAGUUUACUUGAUCAAGUGGAAAAACAUAAUUUGAUUGAAGAGUCGCAAUUAGACUUCCAAAAACACAGGGGCUUUGUCAACCAGACAUUUUAUCUUCGAAGACGCGCAACUAUAGAGGGAUUUGAGAAGAAAAAAGUUAAGGGUAAGCUAUUCUCUCUGUGCGUUGCAGAUUAGUUUUACAGCCACUGAUGUGUCUUCUUCUUUCUUUUCACAGAUAUACUCUUGGAGUUGAUUGACAGACAAGAGAAGCUCAUUCAAAGGAAAAAGGUAUUGGGCGAAUUGAAAGAGGAAGAAACUGAGAAAGAUGAUGGCGCAGAGGAGCUUUUUUCGUAAUCUUUUUUACCAUUGUUCUCUGAUAUGUAUCAGAGAUGUCUUUCACUUCUCAUUUGUUUUCUUUGUUUUCGUGGUUUUUUUUUUUAAAUAAAUUAAGUUGAAAC